Molecule: messenger RNA, 2163 nt
Organism: Scophthalmus maximus (turbot)
Lineage: Eukaryota; Metazoa; Chordata; Actinopteri; Pleuronectiformes; Scophthalmidae
Product: protein kinase C and casein kinase substrate in neurons protein 2
Exons: 11
Coding region: 469-1632 (387 amino acids)
Biological process (GO): cytoskeleton organization; plasma membrane tubulation; regulation of endocytosis
Cellular component (GO): plasma membrane; cytoplasm; endosome
Molecular function (GO): phospholipid binding; protein binding
Source: RefSeq, a predicted model, not a curated record
UUUCUAAUAGCACAGUGGAGAAAGUUAGAGGGUGACAGGCAAAGAUAAGAAGGAGACCUAAACAGCCUGACAGGAGGAAGCCAAUGAGUUAAAGAAGCAGAGGACGGGAUUAAAGUAGGGGAACAGAAGAGAAAGAGGAAGACGAGUUCAUCCUGGAAUGACUGUGAACUAGAAUAAUCACAGCUACCGGGGGAGAAGGGCAGGAAAGAUCAACAACCUGUGUGUGUGUGUGUGUGUUUGUGUGUAUGUGUGUGUGUGUGUGUGUAACUUUAAGUGCCAAGGGAAAAUUGGGUCAGCGAGAGAGGAAGAGAGGGAGAGAAGCCUGUGUGAGAGGAGGCAAGACACACUGGGAGAGGGGGAGACGGACAGAGAAAUGAAGGGAAAUCCUCUGUAGCCCUUGAACUACAGUAACAAGUGGUCACUUGAGUAAUCACUGGUGAUUCAGAGAGAAAUACACGUUCCUGAAAAAUGGCAAGCCUCCCCAAAGAGCCACCCGAAGAUGCCAAGAAACAAAGCUUCUGGAUGCCUGGGAAUUAUGCACGCACAGUGCACCGGACUGAACAAUCCUUCCAGGCCUGCAACGACAUUGUGGCCUGCUUCAUGGAGAGGGCAAAAGUAGAAAAACAGUACGCCCAGCAGCUCAGUCAGUGGAGCAGCAAGUGGAAGACCAUAGUGGAUUCUCGGCCACUGUAUGGCUCCCUCAUGAGGGCGUGGCAGUGCUUCUUCACUUCCACCGAGCGCUUGUCCGCCCUCCACGCCUCCAUCUCCCAAUCUCUCAUUGCUGAGGAGGGGCACCGGGUGAAGAACUGGCAGAAGGAGACCUUUCCGAAGAAGAUCUUUUGUGGGUUCAGGGAGAGCCACGACAACAACACCAGCUUUUCACGAUCCCAAAAACCCUGGUCCAAAAAGCUGAUAAAGCUGGAGAAGGUCCGAGUUGCGUACCACAAGUCAUGCCAGAGGGAGCUGACAGCCCUGGAAAAAGAGAAACAGGCAAAUGAAAACACUGAGAUGAGUCCAGAGAAAAAGCAGAAGAUCACGGAGGCCAGAGAAAAGGUCACAGAGGAGAAAGAAAAGACCAGAGAACGCUAUGAGAAAAUGCUGGAGGAUGUGACGUCCUACACGCCUCGCUACAUGGAGGAGAUGGAAGCCAUAUUUGAACAGUCGCAGGAGGAGGAGAGGAAGAGGAUCAGCUUUCUGAAGCAGGCUUUCCUCUCCAUCCACAGGCAUCUGGACAUCACCAACAACGAGAGUGUGAAGGCAGUGUACAGUGAGCUCCAUCAAACCCUGAUGUCCAUCGAUGACCAGGAUGAUCUCAAAUGGUGGAAGCACAACCACGGUCCUGGCAUGCCCACCGACUGGCCGAAGAUUGAGGAAUGGGUACCACCAGUAAAAAAGCUAAACAGAAAGAAAAGAGACCAGCAAAGAAAAGAGAGGGGGCCUGUGAUGAUUGGGGGUGUGAAGGUGCGAGCUCUGUACGACUAUGUCGGAGAGGAGGGCGAUGAGCUUUCCUUUAAAGCAGGUGAAGUGUUCCUGAAGGUUGAAGAGGAGGAUGACCAGGGCUGGUGUCGAGGAGUGCUGAGCGGGGGGAAGGAGGGCUUCUACCCGGCCAAUUAUGUUGAAGCUGUCGAGUGACAUCACACUGUCCAAACUUUUAUGUCCUACAGUAAAUUCUCACAGAGAGUUAUAGUUUUUACAUUUUCAAAAAAUAACAAUUAUUAUCGUUUAACGUGUAAGAUGUGUGUGAUUCUGAGUUGCGUCAGAUGUAAUCUGUUUCCAAUGUUAAGUUUGAAAUGAUACGUUUUAAGGCUCUUGAUAUUCUAACCUACUGGUUUGAGUUCUACAAUAUGAAUUAACUUAUCAAAGACUAAAAUGUACUGUGAGCGUGAGUGUGUAUGUGUGGUGGCUUGCAUGUGUGCAAAAGAGAACAAGAGAGAUAAGAUAUUUAUUUACUUCCAUCACGUCUGAGUCAAUAGAUCACUGUAAUGAAGAUAGCUGUUAAUGAUACUGUACAUGAGGUUUACCCAGGCACAGGUUUACAAUGAUGCGAGCACACAAGGUUAAUGUUUACUUAUGACGUAUUAUGUAGAAACCAAAGCACACAUAUGUUACUUUGACUGAGGAGAAUGGAUUUUCACAAUAAAAGUGUAUUUGUUUUGCCUACGA